AUGCCGGACUGGAGCUCACCAACGGAGUUGGAGCUUGAUGCUAGUGCUUUCACCAAGCUGAUGCACUGCUUGGCGGGCGUAUACUUCUGGGAGUUUGUGACUACGCUUGACUUUGACUGGUCCUUCGUCACCGGCAAGCGGAAGUUCCAAUGGCCAUUGAUCUUCUACAUGGCUGGACGAUACUGCCUCUUCUUCGCAUUGAUCGGAAUCCUGAUCGCCCUUGACUCUGUAAAGGAGGUCAACUGCCAGGCGCUGUACACGUUCGACCAGCUCGCCGGCGACGCUGCAGUGGGCUUAGCGAGUAUCAACUUGUCAAUCCGCACGAUGGCACUCUGGUCGCAGAGCCUGUACAUUGUCAUCCCCCUUGUGUUCGUGAUCCUCGGUCACUGGUCGUUGAUCCUGCAGGGUGUAUUGCUCAAGGCUGAGUGGAUUCCCGGCGAGGGCUGCGCCAUCACCCACACGAACAACACCACCCUGGCGGCGACGUUCAUCUACUCAAUGUGUUUUGAUGCGCUUGUCAUGGUACUGAGUGCGAUCAAGCUAUACAACCGCGCGCACCGCUCGCAGCUCGUUGGCAUGCUGUUCAAGGACGGUCUCAUCUACUUCAUGGUCGCCUUCGUUGCGAACCUGAUCGCGACGAUUUUCAUGGUGCUGAACUUGAACUCGAUCAUGAGCAUCGUGUUCAACGUGCCUGCCGCGAUCGCAUCAACAAUCGUUGCAUGCCGUGCUGUGCGUCGCCUGACCAAGUUCAAAAGCGAGGGCCCGGAGAUCUACACCGCGAGCAGCCACUCAGGCGUCGUUGGCUUCCGCUCGAUGAACAACCAGCCUAUCGCAAGCAACGUCGGACGUCCAAAGUCGGCGCACACGAAGGACCUCAGCGGCGUGCACGUCCAGAUGCAGACGUUCACCGUCGGCGAUGAUAGCAUCCCACCCUACGCGGUCGAGACCGAGCGCAAGCGCGUCGCCGACCUCGAGUCGGCGGUGUCUGACACCGAGCUGGGCAGCCCUGCGUCGGAUUACAAGGCAGAGGCGCUCUAG
Postia placenta MAD-698-R-SB12 is the source of this 1038-nucleotide messenger RNA. RefSeq lists its product as hypothetical. The transcript has 12 exons. Lineage: Eukaryota; Fungi; Basidiomycota; Agaricomycetes; Polyporales; Adustoporiaceae. Bases 1 to 1038 code for a protein of 345 amino acids. The record is from RefSeq and is a predicted model, not a curated record.